Messenger RNA from Canariomyces notabilis, 1788 nucleotides. RefSeq names its product acid protease. Gene Ontology annotation, biological process: proteolysis. The record is from RefSeq and is a predicted model, not a curated record. Gene Ontology annotation, molecular function: aspartic-type endopeptidase activity. Bases 384 to 1730 code for a protein of 448 amino acids. The transcript has 3 exons. Lineage: Eukaryota; Fungi; Ascomycota; Sordariomycetes; Sordariales; Chaetomiaceae.
CGUACUGUGUAGGUCAGUACUGCAGUGGGAUGGAAGGAGCAACUGAAUUGGUACAGUAGCACCUGCCUGGGCCAAACGGUUUGGAAGGUUCUGUCCUUUUAAGUCCUCCCCAGGCUCCAAUCGAACUCAAGUCACUCGUUGCACCUUCUCGUUUUCAGUUUUCAGCGUGCUUCCUUCCUCGUGGUUGUGUCAUCAUAGGGAUUUAUUCCCACAACCCUGCUUUUCGAUGUGGUUGAACAAUCAACCAAAUAUCCCACAACCCUUCUUUUGACGUGGUUGAACAGCCGACCAAGUCCAUUCAUUUUCUCUUCAUUUCACAUACAUCCCUUCCUUCGAUCAGAUUUUCGUCAGGAAGUGUUCUCUCCGCAUACGACAACCUCAAAAUGAAGUUGACCCUUCUCUUUGCCUCGGUGGCUUUGGCUGCUGCCGUCCCGCGAGUCGUCCAAGUCCAUCCUUCCGACAUCAAGGUCCGAAAUGUCGGCGGAUUGAGCUUCAAAUUGACUCAGGUGCACAAUGACAUGUACAGGCAGCACGGCAAGGGCCCGAGAGCACUCGCCAAGGUUUACCAGAAAUACGGCCUUGAGAUGCCUGCCACCCUGCGCGCUGUAGUGAGCCAGAUCCUCCUGGAGAUGGGUGUCGAACUCCCGCACAAACUCCACGAUGGCCCCCACCACCACAUCGGUGGCGCUCCCUAUACCAAUGAGACAGACGACGAGGGCGAGGUUGCCGCCAUCCCUCAACUCUUCGAUAUCGAGUAUCUGGCUCCCGUCCAGAUUGGCACGCCGCCUCAGACGCUGAACCUCAACUUCGAUACUGGUUCGUCUGACUUGUGGGUGUUCAGCAGCGAGACGCCGAAGAGCCAGCUUGGCGGCCAGGCGAUCUAUCGGCCUGAGGAGAGUUCUACCUCUCGGAAGCUCGAGAACCACACCUGGGCUAUUUCGUACGGAGAUGGCAGUCGCUCCAGUGGUAACGUGUACACGGAUUUAGUCAGCAUCGGUGGUGUAAACGUCUUCAAUCAAGCCGUCGAGUCGGCCACCCAGGUCUCGCUCGCUUUCACCAACGACGCGGCAUCCUCGGGCCUUCUCGGCUUGGCUUUCGAUUCGAUUAACACCGUUCGCCCAAACAAGCAACGAACGUUCAUCACCAACGCAUUGGAGUCGCUCGAGAUGCCAAUUUUCUCGGCAAACCUGAAUAAGGCUGAGCCGGGUAACUAUAACUUUGGUUUCCUCGACGAGACCGAGUUCGUCGGACCGCUCUCAUUUGUCGAUGUUAACUCCACCGACGGUUUCUGGCAGUUCACGGCCACGGGCUUCAGCAUCGGCUCCGGUAACAACUCUUCGAUCCUCGUCCCUGUCACCCACUCAGCGAUCGCCGACACGGGCACCACCCUGCUCAUGGUCCCUUCGGCCAUCACUCAAGCGUACUACCGGCAGGUACCCGGGGCCAAGACAUCGCCCCAGGCAGGCGGCUAUGUCUUCUUUUGCAAUGCCACGCUGCCGGAUCUGACGCUUCACAUUGGCACUUACAAAGCGGUGAUCCCCGGCGAUCUGAUCAAAUUCGCGCCGGUGGAUACGGACACGUUUGACACGGCGACGGUGUGCUACGGGGGCCUCCAGAGCUCGUCAGGCUUUCCGUUCGCAAUUUACGGAGAUGUUUUCUUCAAGGCGCAGUUUACCGUAUUUGAUUUGGAGGCUAAGAGAUUGGGAUUUGCGCCAAAGGCGAAAUGUUAAGGGUUAUGAGCUUGGACCUAAGUUGGGGUCGGAGGUUAGAGAUGGCUGUGAAGAAUUA